AUGCCCUCCCAAUUGAAAAUUUCUUGGAUUCAUUACCACACAAACCCACCUCCAAUUUUCCCUUCAUCACCAUCUUCUUCCUACAAUCCCCAUACCCCCAAUUCCUUCAAACAAACAAGCCCUAACAAAAUCAGCCCAUCAGUCCUUUACAUAAUCGUAAUUCUAGCACUCCUCUUCUUCCUCUCCGGCAUUCUACACUUACUCGUCCGAUUCCUUACCAAAAAAUCCCAACCCAACACCACCACCACCACCACCACAACAGAAAUCGACCCAUCUGCCCAAAAUGCCCUUCAGAGGCAGCUUCAGCAGCUUUUCCACUUACACGACUCCGGUUUGGACCAAUCCCUCAUAGAUUCAUUGCCCGUUUUCGCGUACAAGGACAUUUUGGGUGACGCCCAAGAGCCCUUCGACUGUGCCGUCUGUUUGUGCGAAUUUACCGAAAUCGAUCGGUUGAGAUUGCUCCCAAUGUGCAGCCACGCUUUCCACAUGGGCUGUAUCGACACUUGGCUAUUGACAAACUCGACUUGCCCACUUUGCCGUGGGGCGGUUCUUGACCCGGCUUUGAACCACUUUUUCGAAAGCGACGGGUCGAGAGUUGACGACUCGUGUUCGGAUGGGAGUGGGAGUGGCGGUAUGAAAAAGAGUGUGGAAAUAGAGGAAAUUGAGGCAGAGGAGGAGAAGGAGGAGGAAGGGGUUUUUCCGGUGAGGUUGGGAAAGUUCCGGAAGACGGACGAAGGGGAGGAGGGGAAGAGUAGUGGGGAGGGGUGUGGAAGUAGCAAAUUGGGUGUGGAUGCAAGGAGGUGUUACUCGAUGGGGUCGUAUGAGUAUGUGGUAGGGAACUCUAAUCUUAGGGUGGCAUUGAGAGGGGAAAAUUCGAGCCCGGGUUCGAAUGGUGUUGGUGAGAGUGGUGAUAAUGGGAAGAGAAUAUGUAAUGGUGUGAGAAAUGAUAGCUACUCGGUUUCGAAGAUUUGGUUGUGGUCGAGUAGGGGAGGGCCCGUGGGACGUGAGGGUCGUGGUGACGAUAAUUUGGCUUCGGGUGAUUUGGGAUUGCCAUGGAUGGAAAGAAAGGAAGGGGUUUGA
Molecule: messenger RNA, 1080 nt
Organism: Striga asiatica
Lineage: Eukaryota; Viridiplantae; Streptophyta; Magnoliopsida; Lamiales; Orobanchaceae
Source: the annotation of a GenBank genome assembly